This is a messenger RNA of Drosophila teissieri, 947 nucleotides long. Its product is annotated as RWD domain-containing protein 4. Gene Ontology annotation, molecular function: protein binding. Bases 117 to 749 code for a protein of 210 amino acids. NCBI's taxonomy places the organism in Eukaryota, Metazoa, Arthropoda, Insecta, Diptera, Drosophilidae. The record is from RefSeq and is a predicted model, not a curated record. The transcript is spliced from 3 exons.
AGCUGAUUGUUACUGUUGCUUUUGUUUUUGUUACAAAAUCACUUAUGAUUUUUGUGUUGUUUUAUGCAAAAAAUGAUAAAAUUUUAAACGCAAACUGAAAAACAACACAGUUUACUAUGAGCACGCCACUGGAACAGCAAACGGAAGAACGGGAGGCAUUGCAGUCAAUAUACGAGGGCGACACGAACUUCAAAGAAAUAGAUAGCGUCACAUUUCAAUACAAAUAUGGCGAAGAGGAUAACUACAAGUCAUUUCUGGUCGAGCUCAAGUGGGGCGACAAUUACCCCGAUGAGGCGCCAGCAAUCAAUAUGAACACGUUUUACAAUAGGAAUCUACUGCCCGUUGUCAAAGAAGAGAUCCAAACGGCUCUGAGUACGGAAGCCGCCCAAUGGCUGGGCUGUGGAAUGACCUAUACCCUGUUCGAAUGCCUUAAGGACAAUCUGGAGCAACUGACCGCCGAACAGCCCGAAUCCGCACCCGCUGUAGCAAUAGUGGAUGAUGGCGUGGGUGCUUUAAAAAUCUCCGACCCCAAUGCCGAUGCAGAGUCGAGGAAAAAGGAGCCCAAAAAGGAGCACCUGACUAAGGCGCAAAAGCGACGGCAGUGGGAGAGAACCGAUCACAAAGGAGACCGGGAACGCGGUUGGGAUUGGGUGGACCUCGUCAAGCAUUUAUCGCAGACGGGUGGAAAAAACGAUGAUGCUCACACUGUCGCCGAAAUUGCUCCAGUUCUACAUCCCCUAAACAACUAAAAUUCCUACCAACUAAAUAGGAGUAAAAACGUCGAGAAAACUUUAAAUUGAAAUUAAAAGCCAAUACUAUUUUUAUGUGAUAGAAUAAAUGGGAGUGACUGCAAGCACAUCUAUCAUAAAAUCUAUAUAUCUAUCUUAUUAUAAUUUCAAAAUAUUAAAGGUUGCAUCUUUCGAUUAAGGUGCGUACUUUGAAAGAAA